GCCGCUGCUCACAACCAAGAUUAUAGUAUAUAGUGCCAUGGGAGAUGAUGGUGCUGCUGUUGGCUUUGGUACGGAGCCACAACCCCAGGGACGGGGUACCAAAGUGUGCGGUACACUUCUCCUCCGUUCAGCGGGAAAUCGAAAGAUUUCAACGAAUGGCUAAAUGAUUUCCGCAUGGCAGCUAAUGGCGCAAACCUGUUGGAACAAUUUGAAGAGAGCGGGAGCUUGGAGAUCCCCGUCAACAGCGGAAAGACCAAGUUUUCGCUGUCACAGCAGUACCGGAGCGAGCAAGUAGAGCUCGCAUUCCACGCGUGGAACUUCCUGUCUCACGCGUUGAAAGAAAAAGAUCGGAAAAUCAUGAAGAGGGCAGAGACGCCCCAGGGAGCCCUUCGCGAGCUCAAGACCAUACACGACCCUGAAUCAUCUGUACAGCCGUCAGAGGACCUCAAGUCCCUGACGUCGACCAAGAUCUCUAGAGGUGAAAACCCCCAAAACGCCCUAAAUGAGAUGCUCCAAACCGCAAAGUCCUUAACCGAGAAAGGACUAACUGUCAACGAAACGUUCGUCCUUCACCUCUUCCUGGAUGCCCUUUCGGACGAGUAUGCCAUGACAAAGCACAACCUGCGACACGCGAAGAAGUUGACGCGGACCGGCGUGCUAAAGGAAGUAAUAAUUGAAUACAAGGCGAUCAAGGACAAGCCGGAGCAGGGAAAAGGAAAAGGGGCGAAGGGCUCAGAGCAAGCGUACUUCGCCGACGGUGAGGGCCGCAAGGAGCGGUACUCAAGUAGGAGUCAGGGGCAAGGUCGUGGUCGUGGCGGCGGCCGUGGCCGCAGCAGCAGUCGUGGCCGCGGCGGAGGCGGCGGAUCCGGAGGAGUCGAGGAGAGCAAGGGAAGCAGCAGUGAAGGCGCCGAUGGCGGCGGUGGCGGGGACUACAAGUUCCUGGGCCGGUGCUUUAGGUGUGGACAUCGUGGACAUCAAGCGAUCGGCUGCACUACCAACGAGAAGGACUUCGUGCCGUGGUGUGCGCGCUGCGAGGGGUGGGGCCACACCAAAGAAAAGUGCGCGACGGAGGAGGCCGUCCUAGCGCAAGUGGUGGAGCAUGAGAGCGACGUGGACUCCGUGGAAGACCAGGCGUUUUGUGCCGCGGCAGUCCCCCCAGGCGAGUGUGGUACCGUUGGUGAAGUAGGUCUAGUGGGGGUUGUGCAACAAGGCCAGGUGGUGUACGUGGCCGACACAGCGGCCACGUGCUCCAUGUUCCGAUGUGCAGACAACUUUGUGAACUACCGUGAGCGUAGCGGCUGGGUGAAGGGGAUCGGAGGCGACAAGGCCCCCGUUCCUCUUCUAGGAUACGGAAAUGUGACCUUAGUCCUACAGACGGAAGAUGGUGGAGUACCCGUACCAGUACUGAAUGCUGCCCAUGUACCAGAGGCCCCCUACAACCUCCUCUCGCUGUCUUCGUUGGCGGAGGAGGGCCACACGUAUUCGGGGAUGAAGGGGGGCCUCACGCUGACCACGAAAGCCGGGGGGGAGGUGUGGUUCCCCCGGACUGGAAAGCUGCUGACCCAACGAGGCGAUCAAAUAUAGCCAACGCUACACACCGCCUGUGCCGCACUUCUUGUUUCUGGCGAUGCGAAAGCAGCC
This is a messenger RNA of Ectocarpus sp. CCAP 1310/34, 1641 nucleotides long. NCBI's taxonomy places the organism in Eukaryota, Phaeophyceae, Ectocarpales, Ectocarpaceae. The record is from the annotation of a GenBank genome assembly.